UUGCCAAAAUGGCCGUUUCAGUGAGCGUCACACAUCAAAUCAACUUUGAAUAAAACCUCUGAUUUCUCAAUGACUCAGAGCUAAUUUCAUCUUUUUUGAGAUCAGCAUCAUGGACAUGUCAAAACAAGGGUCCAACAGGCACACCUUGCCACCUGUCAGUGUGAGGCAGCAGUCUAUUGGACACCAUUUUGCACCUCACUUGUCAUCCCCACAGCCUAAAACUCCUGUGCCCCAGAGUCCAGCUGUUGCUCCAGGCAAGGGCAACGGCCAGCAACAGAGUCCGUUUCAGCAGUUUCCCGCACACCAUGGGCAACACCAGUCAGCAGGACCUCCGCAUCAGCAGCAGCCACAUCAGUCAAACAUCUCUGGUGCCACAUCUCCUCCUUCUCAGAUGCCCCAUAGCCCGGACCCUUCCCAUGAUCUUCCCAUGGAACUACUUCAAAAGGGAUGGCGUCGAUUCUGGAGCAAACGCGAACAACGCUGGUACUACUUCAACAAGUUUACCAACCAAUCCAUGUGGGAGAUGCCUCCCAUUGGAAGCCCAGCUGGAGCCAGUAAGCAUGAUCCUUUAGGGAUUCAGAUCACCGAGGGCAAGGCUCAACAUCCCACCCCUCUUCCGGCUGGCUCCCCAGGACGCCCUGUCAGAAGGAAGUCGUCUGUGGAUGGUCACCCUCUCAGUCCAACUAUGAGAAAGGAUAUGCUUAAAGGCCUGUUUUGGGAUUUUACUUUGGAAUCAAAUGUCACAAUGCAAGAGCGAUUUCCCUGUACCAUGCCUCCACCACACAAUGACAUGGAAUUGAUGAGAAAUGUGUUGGUCAGUAAGCUGAGACAACAGUAUCAGGAACUCUGCAUGGCAAGAGAAGGUAUUAAUGCACCCAGUGAAUCGUUCAACCGCUGGUUACUUGAAAGGAUGGUUGUGGAUAAAGGCAAGGAUCCUAUGCUACCAAGCCAGUGUCCUGACCCAGUUUCACCUUCUAUGAUGAGAGAAAUCAUGAGUGACAUUCCAAUCAAGUUGUACAGGCCGAAUCUUCAUUCUACUGCCAGGAAACUUCUUUCCAAGUAUGCAGAGGCUGCAAAGAAAAUGAUACAGUCCAGGCCUGCUUCAUCAGAAAGCAGAAAGUUGGUGAAGUGGAACGCUGAGGAUAUCUUCACGUGGCUACGAAAGCAGCCAAACUGCACCAUUGACGAGUGCAUGAAACGGCUGACUUACCUGAAGGAGCAGUGUGGUCCCCAUCUCUGCGAGGUAGCAAGAAGUUCAAUUGAGAACAUCUGUGCCAAGGUAUACACCCUGUCCUGCGAUACAUGCGCUAAGCUCCAGAAGAAACACUGGGACAUCCUUAGGGAACACCAUAUUGAAGAGCCUCCACCGUUCACACGACCGCCAUCAGACAGAAAAAUGCGUUGUUACAACAUACAGAUGGCGGUACAGAGCCCUCGAUUGCCAGCUGUAGAUGUCCAUGAAGAAGGUUCUGUCACGUGUCUGAGAUAUAAGGGAGAGAUGAUGAAGAUCAAUACGCAACAUAUGAUGAAACUAGAUGCCUUGUACCAGUUCAACUGCCGAGAUGACCCCACCCGACACAAUUUCUUGCCAAGAGUUUGGUGCUUACUAAGGAGAUAUCAGACCCUGUUUGGUGUAGGAGAGAACGAAGGCCAUAAUCUUCAAGGAGCCCUUUCCUCAGGAGUCUUCAAAGCUAUCAAUGAACACUUUGGAGUCACCUUUGAAUGUUUCGCCUCGCCCCUCAAUUGUUACUUCAAGCAAUACUGUUCAGCUUUCGCCGAUACAGACAGCUUCUUUGGAUCGAGAGGGCCAAUCUUGGACUUCUUUCCAUUCAGUGGAUCAUUUGAAGCCAACCCACCAUUUGGAGAGGAACUCAUGGAAGCUACAAUCAUUCAUUUUGAGAAAUUGUUGGAGAGAACCACAGACCCACUGUCUUUCAUUGUCUUCACUCCUGAUUGGAGGGAUCCAAUAACUAAUGGACUCAAGAUGGCUGAAGCCAGCAGAUUUAAAAGGAGACAGGAGGUCAUCCCAGCCUAUGAGCAUGAAUACCGGAGUGGCAACCAACAUGUUGUCCCAGAGUCUAGUGUUAGCUGGCGUGCAGCACAUGGGACUAUGAUGAUCUUCCUGCAGAACGAUGAGGGUAAUCGGCUGUGGCCUCCUACUGACGAAGGAAUCCAAGCGGUAAUGGAUGCAGCCAAACCCAAAUCAGCGCCAUCUACCCCAAUUAGGAAACGUGCAUCAGAAGAUCAAGAGCUGUCCCCGCCAAGGAAGAAACUACCCCUGGAGAGCGAGUUCAACGGUAAUGGCAGUAAGGCUGAAUCAAGCUACAGUAAUGACAAUCACAGUGGUUCUAUGUCAUCAUCAUCAUCAGAUGGAGAAUCAAGGAAAGACUCGAUGGCGGGUGCGUACGGUGCAGCGCCCUCGUACAGUCCUGCUAUGUCAGCAAGAGAUGCGACACAUGCUAAUGACAGAGAGCACAAAAGGAACUCCCCACGUGGAGCAGCAGCUGAGCAUUCGUCUACAUCCCCUUUUGUUAACACCCUCGAGAAACAGGACGUCGAUAACACGAACAAGAGCUGGUUUCACAAUGUGAAGCCUGUUGAAACCAGUCAUGAUACAGGUCAAGAUCGAGUAAGCUAUGGUAGAAGCAAUAGCAAUGAGGGUUAUGGUGGGUCAGUAAUCAUGCACACAAGUCCAUUAAAGACGGACGGCGUAAGCCCCAUGAAGCCUUCCUACAGCACUAGCUCACAAGAGUCUCCCAAAUCUGCUGUGAGCCCCGUCAAGAACAUGGACAACAGUAAAACCAGCAACCUUGGGGUCAUUAACUGGUUUGUCGAUACCAAAUCAAAGCCAGCCCCGAUGAAGACCCUGGCAGACUACACUACUGGCAACACAACUGGCAAUUGGACCGAGGCAAUAAGACCACUGGAAACUAAACCAGUGUUGACAGGCCCUGUGAAGUUUGAGAGCAAGAGUGGGAACAAGUGGACACCGAUCAGCAAGCCCACCCUUGGUAGCCCUGAGAAGGUGGAUGAAGGGAUCGAUGUUUAUGAGUGGAAGGAUGAUGAUGAAGAUACCCAACCAUUGAUGACCAGCCCUGUCAGGAAAGGGGCAAAGGCCAUUGGUAAGGGUGCUAUGAAACUCAAAGCAGUCAAGAGGUUGGAUAGUACUCUCACCUCCAACCAAACAACCACCCAGAAGUCUACUGUAGUUGGGGGACGAGUGCUUAGAUCAAGGAGAGGAGAAUCCAAGUAAAGGUUCAUGUAGGCAAGGUGUGCAGCUUCCAGAUAGAUAUGUUUGAAAAUGCUCAAGGUCUGUUUUAAACUAGUCCAUUUUUUUAUAUAGCCUUUCAUUUCAGUAUUUGAAGUAAUAUGUCUCCCAAUGUUUUUGUUUAUUUGAGGUAAUACCUGGGGAUGUGUCUACCAACAGUUAUGAUGGACUUGAUGCCGCACUUGAAUUCCUAGUUGUGUGCAGUUAUUGACGCAGUUCCAAAUAGCUUUGAUCGUGCUCUGGAAUGUGUGCCAUAUACAUGUAAUGCAUACUAGUUGAAGAGAUAUGCAUUUCAUGAGUCCAGUCAAUCUUAACUAUUUGUGAAACACACCUUACUGUAGAAUGAUGCCUCCCUGUGGUUCAAUCAACUACAAAUUAGGAAUACUUCAUUUAGUUACCUAAUUAAAUAGCUUCAUUGAUAGUAUUUACCAACUGCAUUCCCUGUAAAUAUGCCAGUAUUUAUGUUAGGGGUAAUAUGUACUACUCCUCUUUAAAUGAUACAAAGGUGCUUCGGAAUGUGAAGAACAAAUGUCUUUUGUUUUUAGUUUUUAUGUUUUGUAGCUGUAUUCAAGAUUUGACAUUUUUCAUAUUUGUUUAGAUAAUAUACAGUAUGAUAUAAAUGUAAAUAGAUGAAUGCAAAUAAGCAACAUUGGUUAACUUAAUGUAUAUUUGUGUGAAUAAUAUACAAAAUUACUUUCAAGAGAUGAUUGUAAAAAGUGCAAAUACAACUGCAUGCCACUUUUGUAUUUUCUUGCCAAUAUUUAUAUUGUUUAUCUCUUCUGUGAAAUUUGAAGGUCUAUGUUAUAAACAUUGGAUUUGAAAUUGUUUAGGUGAGUUUUUAUUAUUGUUUUUAUUACAUUUUAUUCAUAUCUUAAUUUUCACCUUUAGGAUUGAUAGAGUUUUCCUACUUUUACAUUGAAUUCACUUGAUAGAGAAAAGGCAUUUGUUUUGUGAGCAUUAUUUAAUCAUGUCAAGUUACAAAAUUUUAAUUGAGGUAGUGAUUGAAAUUUUUGGAAUAGUUCUAAGGCAUUAUUCUUUGCCAAAAUUCAAAAGUUAAUAAAAAUGCUGCUGGACAGCAAAGGUAAAGAGAGUAGUGUUUUAGAGUGGCUAUACCAUUUGGUUUUAUCCAAAAAAGUAACUUUUCCUAAUCCUUAUUUCAUUUCGUAGUCAGUGCAAUUUAUUAGAAAUUGUUACUGCAUUAAAGCUGUAGUGACACCUUUGUGUAUGGGGCUUGGCUUUUGCUUACAUGUAAAUGCAGAUGCAGGGAUGUACAUGUAAAAUAAAUUGGAGUAAUUUGUUUUACAUGUGUUUCAAGUGCAUAGGCAUUUUAAGAGUGCUUGAGCACUCGUUUCAAUUUCUGUGAAACUGUGGCAACAAAGUGCAAGUUAAGAUGGCUUCUUUGUGGAGCUUGAAUUGCAUUUUUUCUGCUGAUUUACCUUGUUUGAAUUCGUUCAGAUUUGUAUAUUGGCCUGUAUUGUUGUGCUGUUGCACCACACUCCCAGCUGCAAGUGCCUUUGCAGUUGCCAUAAUCUACAGUGCAAUCCAGCUCAUACAUUGUGUGCUUUUAUACGAGCUACUAACGAGCUGGACAUGCAAUAUUGCGAUACCUUAAAUCACAUGCCUGUUGCAAAUUGCUGGAUAUAGUUGCGUAUUAAGAACGGAGUAGCUCUGUACACAAAGGUGUGACCCUGAUAUUCGAGAUAUUAAUAAACAUUCCUUAGAAGGUAUUAAAUCUUUAAAUUUAGUUAUGAUGCAUCUCUUAUUGAAAAUAAAUUCAGUAUUUAGCAAACCUAUUUGAUAUUACAUGAAAGGCAGUACAAGUUUUUUUUCCACAACAUUAAUUUCUGUUUUAACGUUCUCUCUUUCUUAAUUAUGAAUUACAUCCUCUUAAUAAUUUCAUGUUUCCAAAGUAUAGUUCUGUAGGUAUCAUACAAUUUUUUGUGUCGGUGCAGGAACACCUUUAGCACCACUCUUCUGCAAACUUCACGGGUGCAGGAAUGCCCUUACUCAAUGCCCACAACUUUGGGCGUGUCUGUGUGCAUGCAAAGCGCCUAUGUGUGGUGCUAAGGGUGUUCCUGCACCAACACGACAAAAUGUUGAUGCAUUGUGGGAAACGUCACCCCUGAAAUAGGUAGAACGAUUACCUCUUUUGGCGUUUCACAAACCUGGGUCA
This is a messenger RNA of Lytechinus variegatus (green sea urchin), 5441 nucleotides long. Its product is annotated as mRNA (2'-O-methyladenosine-N(6)-)-methyltransferase-like. Lineage: Eukaryota; Metazoa; Echinodermata; Echinoidea; Temnopleuroida; Toxopneustidae. The record is from RefSeq and is a predicted model, not a curated record. Gene Ontology annotation, cellular component: nucleus. Gene Ontology annotation, molecular function: RNA polymerase II C-terminal domain binding; mRNA (2'-O-methyladenosine-N6-)-methyltransferase activity.